Messenger RNA from Penicillium brasilianum, 3827 nucleotides. Lineage: Eukaryota; Fungi; Ascomycota; Eurotiomycetes; Eurotiales; Aspergillaceae. The record is from the annotation of a GenBank genome assembly.
CCUUGGUCUUUGAGCUGUACAGCUAUGAGGCUGACGAGGUGUAUCCAACGUACCCGGGCAUUGACAACUUGUAUGUGCGUUUCUUCAUGCACAAUGGCACAAACGACACCGAUUUCACAUCGUAUUCGCUCUUUGGAUAUGGUCCCAGCCACGAGUACAUCCCGUACUCGGAAUUCCGAUCUGAGGUAGAAACGUUUGCCGUACAGUCAACGCAAGAGUGGUGUCUUAGGUGCAAUUCAGCGGCCGUCUUUUGCACGGGGGUCUUGGACAGCAACGGAUCCGACUCCUCCAAGAAGAACAAAGGAAUGGCCCCAGCCGUGGCUGGUGUGAUUGGAGCUGUGGUAACGCUCGCGGUGAUCGGUUUGCUCGUUGCCUUGGGAUACUUCAUCUGGAGUAGGCGCAAGCGUCAGGGUAAUCACAAACCAAGUCUUGGAGGUUUCAAAGGAACUGACAAGCUUGCGAGUGACACUGAUCUGACGUUCAAAAGCCCUAUCUGGGACGCUUCCAAAUCUGUACACGCGGAGCAGAACAAUGACAUCGCUAGCGGUGUUGCCGUACGUGGGCACGAGCGAUUGGGUAGCUGGGAGAUGGGCCAGCAAAAGAAGGAGAUUGAUGAUGUCGAGUCGGCGAGUCACCGGCACAUGUCGACUCUCGAGGACGAAAACGAAGACGAAUGGCGCAUCCAUAGCGGCCUUCAACCUGUGAAGAUUCGGGAGAGUGUUUGAUAUCUUGCUGGUAGCAAUUGAUAGCGGAGCGCAAUAAUCAUUUUUAUUUUCUUACUCAUUGCCUGCCCAGGAUAGCAUCUCAUAGGAUAAUUGCCCUCACUCUGGAGAGGGUCGUCGAGAUUCGAUAGGCGGUAUCGUGCCUGCUGGCUUUGUGAGACUGAAAUAUCGGAGAUCCUGCCGAAAAGCCUCGACUUCCUGCCGACCAGCUUCGCCUUCCCUCUCACAUCGCUCUUCCUUUUCCUGUCCUUUUCCUUUCCUUUCCCCAUCGUCCUUUCCGUCUCCAUCUCGACAUUGCCGGAAGUUUUCUCAUCUCGUUCAAGCCCUUCGUCCUUUCGUUUCGGUAAGUUCUCCAUCGCCGACUCAUCAAGAUGAAGUACACCAUUCCAACGCUGAUGGCUUUGAGCCAGGUGACGGACGUUGUCUGUAACUGGACUCCCAACGCUCGAGACUGUAAGUAUCUCAUUGCCCCGCACUCAGACGCGAGAAGAACGCGAAGAAGAGCCCGCGUCCUUCUCAUCCCCGGCCAUCAAGUUUUCUCUCCACUCAAUCAUGGUCAUCAGUUGGGCCUUGCAGAGAGUAAUCCUGUACUCUGUACUUGUUCGUUGAGCGUGGACAGAGUCUGGACACAAUUCAACAGGCCCGAUCGAUGUAUCUCACGAGGACAAACGGUGCAUCGACCCGAUGCCCGGAUUGUCACUCAUCCAUCCUGGACUGUGAUUCGUGCAUCCAUUUCGGAAAGAACUGGUGUCGUUCCAGGACCUCUUCUGGUGUAUUUCACACACCUCAUGAAUGGGUUUCACAUGAUCGAAAAGGCCCUUCGAGGUGCUAACCGUGUAUGUAGGCAAGCUGCUUCGUCCCGGUCUGGACCUGAGACCGACACUCAGAGAGAAUUCUCCAAACAUCGCCGCUGUCAGCUCGGCUGUAGCCCAUCGGGCAGGCAAAGACGGUCGCUCCAAAGUCAAGUCGCACUGUCGACCAAUAACGCCCACACAUACAUCUUUGAAAGUCUCAUCCAUCCCGAUGGAUGCAGGCUUUUCUCGCUUUUUGCAAGAACAUUCUUCACCCACUCACCAGCGAGUCACAGCGGGAGGUCGUAUCGUCCCAAUGUUGCCUGAACAGCAAGUCCCAGCUGGAGGUCGCGUCGUUCCACCGGUGACUCCACCCAAACGGCCGAGACCUGCUCAGAGGCCCGGCAAAGCCAAGGUCCCUGGAAGGGUCGUGGAGGUCGAAAUAAUCGACUACAGCGGGGCACACAGCGCACACGAUGCACUUGCAGAUGUGAUUGCAAACGCACCUAAUGCACCUGAACAUACACCUGCACCCGCUGGGCUUUUACCUGCAUUUGAACGUGCCCCUGCAGCUGCGCUUGCACCCGCUGCACCAUCUUUAAAUCCCAAGGCUCCUGUUUUCGUACCCCAUGGCCCUCGGAUACCCACCACCAACGUAGCUCGCAUGAACUCCGCGCACAUUCAGAAUGGAGCAGGAAACGCUAUCCGAAAUUUCAACGAGUCAAUCGGUGCGGCGGCCCCAGUACCUGAAAAAUGGGCUCAUAUUUGGCCACCUUUCGCUCGGUCCAACAGGAAAGAAGGCGAACUUCAAGCAUUCGUGCAGGUCCGCAUGCAUCUUGCAGCGCAAUUCACCGUAUCGCCUGUUCAUGUGUAUGACCUACCGCCAGGCUUUAUCCUGCGAGGCAAUCCAGCUCUGAGUUUCCAGCCACACCAGCCCCUCCCUCUUGUCUUCCAUGGGGCUUGGAUCUUUCGUCCGCAAGUCAUUGGUCCCUUGGGAAUGUAUUGGACCUUCCUCACUGAGAUCUUCCGUGUGACCAACGAGGGUCACUUUCAAGCUCAGAAAGACUAUGGCACAAACCUGGGCCACCUGAUCCGAUUUGUGAAGAGGCCACUAGAUCAAUAUGAGGCAUUUAUCUUGAUUCACGCCACCGAAUGGCUCAAGUACCAUUGCCGAUUGUUCGACGAUCUGAUUGCAUCGGUGGACUAUCGCCGGGCGCCUCUCCCAGGUCCCGAUCCCGGUCUCACGGCUGAGCGGGUGUUUUACGUGAACAAGAGGGCCUAUGCCACGGAAGCCAUCAAGGAACUUGAGCAGGCGUUGGCAUUCGUCCACCUCCACAUGGACAGUCCUUUCUGGCGUGAGCUGAUUUGCCUGACCUUGAAUGGUCGUGUGUUGGAGGACGCACAUCACAGUCCUACCCGUGACGGCAAGAGUGACGUGUCGUCUGAAGACGAUGACCGUCACGAGGGCGCAGAGGACGUGUUCUCUGGCGACGAAGAAGCUUCGGUAUAUGCGGAGCAUUUGGAGUUCGCACACCCCCACGACAGUUUGGCACCGGGAGGUGGCCCCGUCGGUGCAAUUGGCCAGGCGGACGAAUCAGUGGUGGGCCACACCGAAAGCGGCUCCCUCGUCGACAUCGGGUCCUCUGAGUCUUCCCUGACCGAGAGGCAGCCUGCUCGGGGACAAGAUGAGGAUGGCCUGGAGGGUGGCGGCGGCGGCGGCGAAUCCUCGUCGCAAUCGGCAGGUGUUGAGGUUGGGCCCAGCAAGGGCAAGCAGAUUGUCAACCUCGGACAUUUGAGGUAAGAAUGAGAAUAGCUUCCAAAUUGUCUGAAGGGAAAUCUGAUGAGAUUUGAUAGGGAGUUGAGCGUUAGGCGCGGCGCUCACGUCGCCCUGCAGGAGCCCGCGGGCUCGAAGACAAUUUCGGACUGUCUGAGCAAGUCAGUGAUCACUCAGACCAAGACUACGGCGGCCGUGAGCCGUAGCCAUGCCCAUGCCGACAAGGGCAAAUUGUCGGAUGUCGAGACGAUGCUGGCCCGGAUGCGGGUUUGAAUUGAGGGGGAAGGGGAGUUCGGGAAGGGGGUAGUAGUCUGGGGGAUCUCGAGAGACGGUUGUAUGAUUAGUAGCCUCGACUAAAAUGAAAACCCCCGUCCGAUUCCCAAUUUGUUGAGUUACUGAUCGUGGGUGCAUUGGUUUCUGUGUUGUAUGGAAUGCGAUACUUCGAUGUCGAUAAGAGUGGCUUGUCACGUGGAUUCAAUGGGCAUUCCACAGGGCCUAACUAAACGGUUUACCGGCGGAGUCCAACCAAGUCCCGAGCAC